CUCUUCUCUCCUCCCCCCCCUCUCCUCCUCACCUCUCUAACUCUACACUUCCUUCUAACUCACAAUAUAUUGAGGGUAGAUCGAGCCCAGUUCCCGUUCCCUGUCCCCUCUGACACUGUGCCCGGAUUUGGGGCAAUUGCGGACAGGGAUGAAGAGGGAGUCAGAAGCGAUCUCUCUCUCUCUCUCUCUAUUUCCUCUCUGUGCAAUGUAACAGCUCCAAGUGUUGCUGGCCGCUGUUAGUUCUUUCAGACUGGAUUAUAUAACAGUUAUUUAUUUUUGAGGGAAAGUUGCAGACGAGUGCAGAGCAGCGCAAACUGAACUCGGAUGUUACAUUCGGAGUCUUGUGAGAGGAUACUGGGCGGACAGAUUAGAGAGGGCCUGAUCUGGGGCAGAUGGGCAGCAGUCCGAUCCAACUGACCAAGACCAAACUGGGGAAGCUGCAGAUUGUCCACCGGCGCCUGCUCCAGCGCUAUGAGUACCAGCCUUUCCUCUCCUGCCUGGCAGGACUCUACGGCUGCCAGUGGAGACGUUACCAACGCACGCGGAUCCUGCCUGGAGAAUUCUGCUGCAGCAAGUUUGAAUUAUUCUGCUUUGGAAUUCUCGUGUCAACGUUUGGCCUGGCGUUUGUUCUCCUUUACUUUUGGGGUGAAGCCAAGAAUGACUACAAUGAUUUCGAUUGGAAUUUUUAUAGCGGCAAGUGGAUUCCCUGGUCUGUAGUCGUCCUUGGAGUGACAGCAACAUUUUUUACAUACAUCGCUAUUUUACUGGUUCUGGCGAUCUGUCUACUCAGCGAGGGCCAGCGGCUGCAUCUAUUCUGGGGCCACAAGAUUGGGAUUGUUCUAGUAUUAGCUGUGUGUGCUGUCGCCAUUGGUUUCUUGUACCAUCAGUGGCGUGAGGAAUGGAAUACCUUCACCCUCUCCUUUCAGGUCACCGCUCCCUAUCUGCAUGUUGGAGCUGUAGCAGUGAUGACGGUGCUUUCCUGGCCAGUGGCUCAACACUUUGCCAGGAUGAACAGAAAAGCUCCCAGAGCCAUCAUUUUGGGUCUAUAUUUUGCUGUUCUGCUUUUCCUCUACCUGGUGCCUCUCGGUAUGUAUUCUCCCUGCAUCAAAGAGAAGGGGACCCUGGGGCCAAAGCCAGCCAUUAUUGGACACAGAGGAGCACCAAUGUUAGCACCAGAAAACACAUUGAUGUCAUUUGAGAAGACGAUAGAACAUGGAGCAGACGGUCUGGAGACUGAUGUCACCAUUAGUUGGGAUGGAGUGCCGUUUCUCAUGCACGAUCAAACCCUGAGAAGGACCACCAACAUUGAAGAGGUGUUCCCGAGCAACAAGACCAAGAAUGCAGCCUCCUUUAUUUGGAAUGAACUGGCAGAACUGAAUGCUGGGAAAUGGUUCCUUCAGGACAACCCCUUCGGAACGAAACAUUUGUUGUCACGUGAGGAUAGGGCGAAGGCCAACAGGCAGUCGGUCUGUCAGCUCAGUGAGCUCCUCAAGCUGGCUGCUGCCCAUGGGAAGUCCGUCAUCUUUGACCUGUUCAGGCCUCCCCACAAGCACCCGUACCGAAACAGCUUCAUACACCAGACUGUCACCACCAUCCAGAGGUCUGGCAUCAACGAGAGCUUGGUUCUCUGGUUGCCCAAUGCUAUGAGAUCAUUUGUGCAGCAGAUGAUGCCUGGAUUUGUGCACAUUCAUGGAGGAAAGAAGCCCAUCAAAGAGUUACAGGAGGACAAAAUUGACAAACUCAACAUACGCUACAGUGAGAUUUCCAGCAAAGAGAUCAGGAUGUAUGCAGCUGCCAACAUCAGCACCAACCUCUAUGUUGUGAGUGAGUUGUGGCUCUUUUCUUUGGUAUGGUGCUCAGGUGCCCAUUCUGUCAUCACCAAUGCCCCACAGCAGCUGAAGGAACUCCACUGGCCCUGGUUUCUAAUGACCCCUUCUCAGUACAGAACGAUGUGGAUUUCAGCAGAUGUUGUAUCAGCCGCAUUGAUCCUAAUAAUAUUCACCUUCAAUUGGUGGAGAGAGAAUGGAUUGCCAUGCUUUCCAUAUGAGAGAAGUGGCAGCGAUAACCUGGUUUAUAGCAAGUUCCAAACAGAAAUGAACAACGUCUGGUCCAUUUCCAAAGAAGCUGACUACUGUGGUGACAGAGUGUCGAAUACAACACCCACAUCAGAUGCCAUUGGCCUCGCCUGACCAACGGUUGGAAAAUAAAUGGAAGAUGUUGUCAGGGUGUAGUUGCGGGGGUGGAUUCGGUGGUGGAAGGGAGGAGGAAUGGUACAAUCCCACGUACAUAAGGAAAGGCAGCAGGCUGUGCAGACAAGUAGCUACAGAGUGGUGUCCACCUGCAUCCUUUCCCCAGUGUCGCUGGCUUUGGGAGUCCACUUGCAGGAAGAGUUCCCUCAUUGUGCUCAGACUGAUCAAGGACCCAAUGAAUCGAACUCGUGAUUCAAUUCGCUCUCGAGACGCGAGAGUCGCUGACAAGGCUGACCUCAUUCCCCCAUCUCUUAGGUGGCUCACGAAGAGAUAGUGCAAUAGGUGAGGAACUGGCUAACCAUGCCACUUGGAGGAGGCAGUGACGAGUCGGCCAUGUCAGUGGGUGAAUCCUCCCAUCUUCACCGGAUCUUCAGCACCCGCAGUUAAACCCUGCAACUUUCUCCACUACCUUUGUGACUUGUGUUCAUCAAUCUUAAUAGCUACAUGCAAAUGUGGAGUUCAGCUGUGGGAGGGGGCA
Hemiscyllium ocellatum (epaulette shark) is the source of this 2727-nucleotide messenger RNA. It is a transcript of the gene gdpd4a, whose product is annotated as glycerophosphodiester phosphodiesterase domain containing 4a. NCBI's taxonomy places the organism in Eukaryota, Metazoa, Chordata, Chondrichthyes, Orectolobiformes, Hemiscylliidae. Gene Ontology annotation, cellular component: membrane. The record is from RefSeq and is a predicted model, not a curated record. Bases 393 to 2189 code for a protein of 598 amino acids. Gene Ontology annotation, molecular function: glycerophosphodiester phosphodiesterase activity. Gene Ontology annotation, biological process: lipid metabolic process. The transcript is spliced from 16 exons.